AUGAUUGUCAGACCCGCUUCAUCACAUUGGUACAAGGAAACUUCUCAAUUCGUUAUCAGAUUUGGAGCGCAAUGCAGCUUCCGAGAUGUAUCGUUGUCUGCUCUUCCUAACGCAACCCAACCAAAGCGCCUAGCUGUCAUGCCGCCCAAAGGGAGCACGAGAGCUGGGAUACUACCAAGUUGCCCAAGCCCAGACAGGGGAAGUCGGGAGGCAGAGAUCGGGCUUGAAAAAUGGGCUUUCCUGAGUGUAAACUCACGCUCUCGCCCCGAGACUUCAGUAAAGAGAGUGCAUUACACAGAUGCUUUUAAUUAUUUCACACGCACCAUUCGGAAGAAUUACAAAAAAACUGCCCAGCAAAAUUACAAUGGACUGCACAUUUUGUCAACCGAUGCACACUCUAUGUUAUCCGUGAAGGUCGAGCCAUUGUCCAUUAACUUAACACUCACUGAGAUCACUGACUAUGACUGUGACUUGACCGAGUGCAACGGCAAAGAUAUGAGCAUUCCUGUCUUGGACCUGAAGGAACUACUGCUUAUCUGUGCCCAGAAUGUUCAGUUUACUUUUAACUAA
Molecule: messenger RNA, 570 nt
Organism: Opisthorchis viverrini
Lineage: Eukaryota; Metazoa; Platyhelminthes; Trematoda; Opisthorchiida; Opisthorchiidae
Exons: 4
Coding region: 1-570 (189 amino acids)
Source: RefSeq, a predicted model, not a curated record